UGAGGCUUAGUUUAUUCUGUAGUUGGAUCAUAUCAUCUCAGUUUCUGCUCCCAUCCCCGUGCUAGAUCUAGAUAACUCUAACCUGUAAUUUCCCACUCCCUCACCACAACCAAGUCACAGACAGAAAGCCAUGCCAACCUCAUCACUCACUGCCCUCCAUCGAGCCAGCAACCUCCAGAUAAUGAAUAUAAAAUCUCAUCCCUCAUCCGACUACGAUAGAACAUACCUUAAAUCCGAAAGCCCCGCAAUCCCCUCGCCAGUCCUCUUUGAUUCGCUCUCUACAGAUACCUUCCCCAAUUCAACUUCUUUACCUACCAUCAGUGAAUGCGCCGUGCAACUAGAGCUCCUACAAGUUUUCAAUGCCCUCAGGCUGCGCGUUCUAUCCUGUAAUGACCUCGACGAAACCUUCGGUAUCAAGCCGGAUAAGCGCACUGUAUAUCGCAGGCGAUGGUCUAGCGUCCAGAGGCGAUAUGUUAUUGAACCGCACCACCUGCGCGACCUGGGAUUUGCAAAACGGCGCCUGGAGAAAUGGCCGCAUUAUCUGGGUCUGGCGGUGACUCGUUUCAAGGUGUGGGUGACGAUAGCGGAGAAGUCGGUGCUGGAGUCGGACGGUGGGAUAUUGACAGCUUUGCCUCCUCUGGACGUGCUCAUGGUCUGGCAUGCCUUCCUGUUAAAUCCGCGUGAUUUCGACACCUAUUGCGAAAAGCAUCAGCUGGAUCUUCUACGCAACCUACCUUUUCCAUGGCGAUUGAUUCAUGAAUCUAUCGAUCCCCACGAUUGGACAUACCAGCUCCCCGAGGAGAACGUAGCCAAACUCCAGGCUGCUAACCUCGAGCCAGAUCUCCUGAGAACUCUUAUCCAAACGGCCAAAUCAAACACCCAAGCUAAUUUGCUCCUGUCGCGCUUCAGCUGUACGAAAGGCGGCAUUAUCGAAACAUUCAAGAUCAUCAGACAAUACAAUAAGAACAAACCGCCCCUUCCACGACCCCAAUCAUUCCUCGAGAACAUUCAUUCCAGUGUUAUCCAAUCUCAAACGCAAGAAAACAAGUCCCUGAUUGACCAAAUCCAGCGUCAGGUCUUAUUCGUCGAGAAGAUGGAUGCGCAUCUAUGGAUCCGGAGUCCAGCUGUGCGAGGCACGCUGCGACGUGCUAUCGAGCGCUAUGAGAAGUUCUUGCAGUUACUAAGGCUCUACCCAACUCAGAGUCUGGUACCGACACUGGAUGUAGAUCUGGUCUGGCAUACGCAUCAGUGCAGCGCGGGGCGGUAUCGAGAUGCAAUGCUGGAGAGGGUAGGGAGGUUGGUAAACCAUGAUGAUCGAGUGACACAGACUGUUGUGAAGGAGGGUCUGCAGUAUACCGGCGAGGUGUUUAGUAUGAGGUUCGGUCAGAGGUAUCAAGUUUGUUUGUGCUGGGAUUGCGAGGCAAUUGUAAAUGCGGUGGAGGGAAUGCAGGAGGAAGAAGGCGAGGAGGGCGAUGUUCAUGAAAUUACGAAGAAGGUUGCAGAGGAGCUGGUGUUCUAUCGGGAGGUGGAGGUGGCAAGAAGAAAGGGGAAGGAGCUACCUGUCCGUCGAUUAGCAUUUUGAUGGGGGUACUGCUUAUACUUGUUGCUUGGCUGCAUUUAGGGCUAAUUCGGUUAACGAGAAGAUAGUAUAUCAUAACCGGAUUGAGAAUCCUCGCGCUACACUGCCUCGCUACAUCGUUUUGGGGCAACUGAAAUACUUCACUAAUUACUUCCCACAAGUUUGAUGCUCACGAUGCCUUGUCUGUAUUCGGU
This is a messenger RNA of Aspergillus melleus, 1773 nucleotides long. RefSeq lists its product as uncharacterized. NCBI's taxonomy places the organism in Eukaryota, Fungi, Ascomycota, Eurotiomycetes, Eurotiales, Aspergillaceae. Bases 131 to 1582 code for a protein of 483 amino acids. The record is from RefSeq and is a predicted model, not a curated record. The transcript is spliced from 3 exons.